This is a messenger RNA of Taeniopygia guttata (zebra finch), 1696 nucleotides long. The record is from RefSeq and is a predicted model, not a curated record. Lineage: Eukaryota; Metazoa; Chordata; Aves; Passeriformes; Estrildidae.
GCUCCGCGCCGCCACCGCCGCCUCAGGCCGCUGACGUCAGGCGCGCGCCGGGCGGGCGGGGUUGCCAUGGAGGCGGCGGACGAGUGGCUGCUGCAGUCGCUGCAACUGUACCGCGACCUGCACACCUUCGAGCUCCAGGCACCCACCCGCCUCAUCGAGUGGGCCCGCGGGGACCGUGAGUGCGAGCUGGGGAGCGCUGAGGGCAGCAGAGGGACCGGGCUGCGGUCGCUGUGGCCAGCCGGAGGAGAGGAGGAGGCCCAGGGGCCGGGUCGGGGCCUGUGCAGCGGGAGAAGGGGGGAAAGAGGCUCUGGGGUUGGACCAGGGUGCAGGGCCAGGACCCCAGAAGUGGGGCUGAGUGGUGGGAGAUGUUCCGGGUUCAGCUGGGCUCCAGCUCGGGGCCUGCUGACCCAUGGACUGUGCGGUAACUCGGGUGUGUCACAGGGAGGGUGGGCUGGGCAGGGGGACAGCCCUCACCAUGUCCCUGGCUCUUCAUGCCCACUCCACCAAGGUGUCUGUGUAGCCGGGUAUGGACAGUCUGAUGGGAAUGAGAUCCUGCAGCUGAUCCCGCCGCCAACGCUGCUGACAAAGGAGACCCAGGGCCUGUGUCCAGAGAGAGAUUUCAAGGUAGAAUGUGGUGGAUUUUCAGAGCGCCCAGUGUACAGCCUGAAAUAUGUGCCAGACACCAGCUUGCUGGUAACAAGUGGCCCACCCGACAGCUCCCUCCAGGUCUGGCAGGUGUCAGCAGAGGACUCUGAUGUUAUUAAAUCUGUAAGCACCAUAGCAACAGAAAAUGGCACUGGGCAAUCCUGGGCUAAAAUUGCCACCAUUUCAGCCAGAGCCCCAUGGGUCCUUCAUGGCUCAAGACUUGACAGAGUCCAGAUUACAGAGGUUGAAUCAAGGAAAAAUGUCUACACAUCAGCUUCCAGAGGCAGCGACGAGCUCAGCAACCUAGCCUUCCUGGACUGGAACACACUGCUGCUGUGCUGUGCCACAGGCCAGCUGUGCCUGGCCGACAUCCGACAGCCACAGAGUCCUGUGGAGGCCGUGCCAGUGCCCUCAGCGCCAUGCACUGAGCAGUGGUGCAUGGGCACCAGGCAUGGAGCUCAGGGCUUGGAGCUGAACUCCCAGCCCGUGGCUCGCCUCUCAAGCAGGGGACUCCUAACCCUGACAGACCUCAGGAAACCCUCUGAGUUCUUGGCCUUGGCAAAGGCCAGAGUCUCCUCUCCUGACUCAGGUGCAGAGUUCCUGUGUGUCUCCUGGGCUCCUGCUCUGGAAGGCUACCUUGCCAUUUCAGGUUUUGAUGGCACCGUGCACGUGUAUGACACAGAGAGCUGGGACAGCUCUGGCAGGGAAGCAGAGCCCAUCUUUGUUCACAAAGGCCACACAUUUGAAGGAGCAGGUGGCAGCAGGGACCCUCCCCUGGUCACUGUGCACACGUGGCAUCUGCAGAAACCCAGAACUUUGUUGUCAGCAGCGAGUGAUGGUUCUUUGCACGUCUGGGACUGGGUUCAGCCCUGUGGGAAGUGUGGGUAGGUGGUGUUUUGGUGAGAUGGGGCACUUCCUGCCUCUGCUGUAGUGUGUGUGGGUGCAGUGUGUAUGUUUGCCUGCAGAUACUGCUUGGAGACUGUUGCAGUGAGCAAAACAACUGUAAAAUUUCUAUUUUAAUAAUAGUAAAAAUUUUGCCUGUGUUACUUAA